Messenger RNA from Mobula hypostoma (lesser devil ray), 2934 nucleotides. RefSeq names its product mediator of RNA polymerase II transcription subunit 30-like. Lineage: Eukaryota; Metazoa; Chordata; Chondrichthyes; Myliobatiformes; Myliobatidae. The record is from RefSeq and is a predicted model, not a curated record. Bases 187 to 723 code for a protein of 178 amino acids. Gene Ontology annotation, cellular component: mediator complex. Gene Ontology annotation, molecular function: transcription coregulator activity. Gene Ontology annotation, biological process: positive regulation of DNA-templated transcription. The transcript has 5 exons.
ACUCAAGCAGCUCUCGCGAGGCCGCGCAGGCUGCGCUCGGGGUGCGCGGCGUCUGCUGGCGAGUGCCGGCGGUGAGGGUCCCGGCACUCCGCGUCCUGCCCGAUGGUCUGCGGUCCGGGCUCCUUCGCACGAUCCGCUGAGCUGGCAUGAGGAACAGCCAAAACUGACGUGUCGACAGAAAGAGUCAUGGCGACACCCCCUGUCCCUGGUCCAGGGAUGCCUGGAGCAUUUUCUGCAACUCAGAGCCAGGCGGGACGUGAGGUUAAUACAGCUUCUCUCUGUCGAAUUGGCCAAGAGACGGUACAAGACAUUGUUUCGAGAACGAUGGAAAUCUUCCAGCUUCUUCGAAAUAUGCAGUUGCCCAAUGGUGUGUCGUAUCAUACAGCCACGCAUCAGGACAGGCAGGGGAAACUGCAAGAGCACCUCCGCCAGCUGUCUGUUCUCUUCCGGAAGUUGAGACUGGUCUAUGACAAAUGCAACGAGAACUGUGCCGGCUUAGAUCCUGUCCCAAUGGAGCAAUUGAUUCCCUACGUGGAGGAUGAAAGUACGAAACACGAAGAUCACAGCUUGGCAAAUCAAUUCCGUUUAGCAAAUGAAGAGAGGCGAGAGAUUGUCGAGGUAAAUAAGAAGCUUAAACUGAAAAACCAGCAGCUGAAACAAAUCAUGGAUCAACUACGCAACCUAAUUUGGGACAUUAAUGCGAUGCUGGCGAUGAGAAACUGAGCGAGACCGUGACGCCUGUCGGUGUUUUGAAUGUACGUGCGUUGAUGGCGUUAACCAGUGCAGCACCUGAUGACCAAGGGUGCUGCCUGAAGCCCGUUUGAAGCAUGAAUGCAAAUACUCAGUCCCUUGGGAUGGGGUGCACGGCGAGCUGAAUGUCACUUUGUGAGCAGUCUGUUAAUUUGGGGAGCAUAUUUAAUGUACUCGUGUAGCAGUUGCCCAGUUGGCAGGGUAAAGACGAUAAGACAUAGAAGCAGAAUUAGGCCAUUCAUCCCAUCAGUUCUAGCAUGGUUGAUUUAUUAUCCCUCUUAACCCCAUUCUCCAGCCUUCUCCCCAUAACCUUUGGCACUCUUACUAAAAUAGAGGGUGGAAACAGUAAUCCUGAAGGGAAGCAGGGCCACUGUAUGAGAGGAGAAUUUAAAAUAUGUGGCAGCUCGUUCAGACUGGCAUUCCUGUACUGAGAUGCUGACAGCGAGAGGAUUAGUGUGUUUACCUUUCUGUCUUUUAUCAGGUUGUGUUUAUUGUUCUUUUGAGAAUCUGUGCUACAUUUGCGAUCGAGCAUUUUGUUUCUUGAUGCCCCGGUGUUAGAAUCUGUAAUGUUUACUGCGGCUGUCUUUGAAAUUCCACACACCCAAAAUGAUUUUAGACUUUAAUAGUGCCCAACCGACUGUAGACUUCCAGUGCAUCAGUCCUGAUCUGCAAAGCACUAUUUUAGUCUAAAUAUUCUGCAUAGAAAUCCCAUUCCAGUUCAUUAGACCAUAAGAUAUAGUCGCAGACCAUUCCAUCAUGGCUGUCAACCCCAUUCUCCUGCCUUUUCCCUGUAAUCUUUGACGUCCUUACUAAUGGAGAACCUAUCAAUCUCUGCUUUAAAUACACCCAGUGACUUGGCCUCCACAGCCAUCUAUGGCAGUGAAUAACGCAGAUUCAACACCCUCUAGCUAAAGGCUGAUUUAUACUUGUGCAUCAAAUGUACAGUGUAGCAGCCUACCCUACACUGUACUGUACGCCAUAGCCUGACGCGCACCUUUCCCAAAAUGUAACUAUGUGUCGCGGCGACGCAGACCGAAACAACUGUGAUUGGUCCGCUUGGUAGCGUCGCAGUUCCUCCUACGCUGCAAUAGCUUGCCACUGGGCAACUGAAGGGCAGGGAAGGAACUCUGGCUGCAAUGCUUUCCAUAAAGCUUUAUAGACCUCCGAAGUUAUGGAGGACCCUGUGCUUGAAGCCAGUUUGUAGCUAGCGGCUACAGCCUGUUGACUUCCACCUGAAGCUAAAACUCGAAUGGUGAUUGCCAGUCUCAGAGUAUACUGUGCGUACGCUGAUGCGAAAUAAAUGGUUGGAGACGAUGAACCAAAUCAUCAAAUCUACCUGCCGACAUCCGAAAAUAUUUGAAAUGCAUUUCCUCGUCCGUGUCUCUCAGUGGCCGGACAAGCACAGAAAAUUCACCCUCCUUCAGUUUCAGUCGCCAUUGUUUGAAGUUUGAGUUUCUUCGUGUUGAGUUUCAACACGAAGAAACUCAACACAGUGGCAUAGAAACCCCACCGCCAACUAGCGUUUUGGUGGUGAAUUGCAGAGCGACGCAGACAAGCCAACGCACAAGUAUAAGUGCUCACAACGGCGUAGCCCACUUGCGUAGGCUAUGGCGUAAAUAGUACACACAAGUAUAAAUCAGCCUUAAAGAAUUCCUGCUUGUUGUUUAGAAAUCCUAAUGUUUAGGAGAAUUUUUCUGGAAAAUUAGUAGCUUAUUGCUGGUAAGCUCCAAAGCAUUAUUUUGAUAAUUCAAUAUUUCACAGUUAAUUUGUUUCAGGGUGCUGUAAAAAUAUUUUAGAUAAUUUAAGACCUGUUUUAUAAAAUUAAUUUUUUUUGAUAAAUAAAAAGUGAGCAACUUUAAACAGCUGUUUUGAAAGUUUAUAGAAAAUAAUUCUAAAAAGUAAUUACCAUCAUUAACAAGGCAACAUUGUUCACACAAAGGGCCAAGCCCAGUUAGCUUUCUGUGGCUAAUUAUAUGUGGAAAAUACAGCCUUGAAAGCAGUUAUAUUUUAUAAUAUAUAGUUGUACUCUUAUGCAGGGUCUUAGUUUUUGGAAGGCAGAUGAGUGCUUGCCAAUGCUGAACCUCGAUGUACAUAGAGGAAGAUAAUCUGAUGAGACCUUUGAUGAGUAGGGUCAAUCCCUGCUGUUUUAUCAAGAUUAAAACUUGCAUUUUAUUAUUGAAACAU